Molecule: messenger RNA, 963 nt
Organism: Talaromyces stipitatus ATCC 10500
Lineage: Eukaryota; Fungi; Ascomycota; Eurotiomycetes; Eurotiales; Trichocomaceae
Product: bZIP transcription factor, putative
Exons: 2
Coding region: 1-963 (320 amino acids)
Biological process (GO): regulation of DNA-templated transcription
Molecular function (GO): DNA-binding transcription factor activity
Source: RefSeq, a predicted model, not a curated record
AUGGGUCCAUCGACUGCACCUCGGCGCACAGUCGCUGGCAAUGCCUCUGGCACUACGACCGCCACAGGAAGGGAAUCAUCCCAACAGACUGGGAAAAAGAGAGACUCGAGAGCCGGAAUGCGCAAAGUCACUUCAUUGACAGCCGAACAAUUAGAACGGAAACGCGCAAAUGAUCGAGAAGCGCAACGAACUAUUCGUGCGCGCACGAAGGAGCAUAUUGAGAACCUGGAGCAUCAAGUUGCUGAGUUAAGUGCAAAGGGCCAGCAGGUUGACCGUGUCUUAGAGCGGAAUGCUGCGCUGGAGUCGGAAAUUGCGCACUUAAGGCAACAGUUGGCUAUGAUGACGAACAGUAGGCAGUUGUAUCAAAGCGAAGAUGAUCGCAGGUCUUCAACCAGCUCAAAUCCUCCAAGCGUUAUUUCUUCACCAUUCAACAGUCCCCCGUUGACAGACUCAAUAGCCCCGGGACCACCUAUGCCGCCUCUUACCCAUAGAAUGUCCCUACCACAGGGAUCAUGGCAUUCAUAUGUUUCUCCAUCACAAACUGGGGCACUGCCACCGACGUCGAUCUCCGUGAGCGGAGCAGAGCAAUCACAUGAACCACCCUACCCCAUGACCGCGGAUCCUCUAGCAGGAUCAUCCAUGGGUCAAGCACACCACGAUAUGGGAUAUGGUCUCCCACAAACAACUACAGGGGCACAGUAUUCCAACAGCAACGCGGACUCAUACAACCGCAAUCUAACUUAUCCCUCUCGAGCAGUUUUGGGCCAGCCACAGCAGCAACAGCAGCAUCGACCACAACAUAUUCCGGUGGCGACCAUGGGAUACGAGCAGAAUAUCCCGUCGCUACAGGCAGCUCAUCUACCUGUACCACCUCAUCAGCAACAUCAUACAUAUCCUUCUCAGAUCUUGCAUUCGCCUCCCGCUCAAUCUCAGAUGGGAUAUCAGUGGGAUUCGAGGGGUUGA